AUGGCCACCGACGCCUCUUCGGUCGACAAUGUCACCCAGCAGCUCAAGGACUUGAGUCUGCCUCCGUUGGACAAGUACCCAAAUUGCUAUCCCGAGAUCAACCCUGUCGACAUUUACCGCUCUCACAUCACGUCGAUCCUGCACAAGAUUACCGGUGUCGACACAAAGAUCAUCUACAAUGCUGUACAAUGGACAAUGUCCUUGGACAAGGGCGACUUGGUGCUGGCCAUCCCGGCGCUGCGCGUAAAGGGCAAGCCUGAAGAGUUGGGCAAGCAGUGGCUCGAGCAGUGGCCCGAGUCGCCUCUCGUUCACAAGCCAGUCCAGAAUGGCACCUUUAUGCCAUUCUUCUUCAAGGCUGGCCCCCUCGCUCGCACCGUCAUCCCUUUGAUCCGGGCCAAUAAGACACAAUACGGCUCCAACAAGAUUCCUGGUCUCAAGGACCCGAACGACCCUUCCAAGGGCAAGAAGCGCAUCGUCAUUGAGUUUUCUUCGCCUAAUAUUGCCAAACCCUUCCACGCCGGUCACUUGCGAAGCACAAUUAUUGGUGGUUUCCUUGCCAACCUCUACGAGGCCGCCGGCUGGGACGUGGUUCGCAUCAACUACUUGGGCGAUUGGGGCAAGCAGUACGGUGUGCUGGCAUUGGGAUUCAAAAAGUACGGUAGCGAGGAGGAGCUUCUCAAGGACCCGAUCAACCACCUGUUCAAUGUUUAUGUCAGGAUCAACCAAGAUACCGCUGCAGAGAAGGAACAGGCCGACAAGCUCAAGAGCGAGGGCAAGGAAGCAGAGGCUCAAGCAAUCCUCGACGAAGGUACUGAUGAGCAAGCUCGUCGUUACUUCAAGCAAAUGAGCGAUGGCGAGCCCGAGGCCUUGGCUCUGUGGAAGCGGUUCCGUGACCUUUCGAUUGAGAAGUACAAGCAGACCUACGCACGACUCAACAUCCGCUUCGACGAGUACUCUGGAGAGAGCCAGGUCCCUGAAGCGGAUAUGCAGGCAGCUGCCAAGAAGAUGGCUGAUAUGGGUUUGACCGAGGAAGACGGUGGUGCUCUCCUGAUCGAUUUCUCCAAGCACAUCCAGGGCAAGGCCGGCAAGAACCUGGGCAAGGCCAUCCUGCGAAAGAGAGACGGCACCGCUUUGUACCUCACCCGCGACAUUAGCGAGCUCCUGAACCGCCACGAAAAGUACAACUUUGACCAAAUGAUCUACGUCAUUGCCUCGCAGCAGGAUUUGCACUGCAAGCAAUUCUUCAAGGUGGUGGAGCUCAUGGGUUACAAGGACAUUGCUGCCAAGGUACAGCACAUUAACUUUGGCAUGGUUCUUGGUAUGAGCACACGCAAGGGAACUGUCAAGUUCUUGAAUGAUAUCCUUCGCGACGUUGGUGAGCACAUGCACACCGUCAUGCGCAAGAAUGAGGACAAGUACAACCAAGUCGAGAACCCCGAAGCUGUAGCCGAUACUUUGGGUAUCAGCAGUGUCAUGGUUCAAGACAUGACAGGCAAGCGAAUCAACAACUACGAGUUCAACAUGAACGCCAUGACUUCGUUUGAAGGAGACACUGGCCCGUACCUCCAGUACGCCCAUGCUCGACUGUGCUCCAUUACUCGCCGUGUGUCCCUCACAGACGAAGAGCUCGCAACUGCGGACCUCUCGCUGCUGACUGAGUCUCACGCCGUCGACCUUGUCAGAGUACUGUCGCAAUGGCCUGACGUUGUUUCCAACACGCUCCGAACUCUGGAGCCCACUACCGUUAUGACCUAUCUAUUCAAGAUGACGCACGCGCUGAGUGCCAGUUACGACCACCUUCGUAUUGUUGGUAGCGAGCCUGAGUUGAUGAAGGCCCGUAUGGCACUCUAUGACUGUGCCCGUAUCACAUUGAACAAUGCCAUGCGUCUGCUUGGUUUGUCGCCUGUCGAGAGGUUAGUAUAA
This is a messenger RNA of Pestalotiopsis fici W106-1, 1923 nucleotides long. Its product is annotated as Arginine--tRNA ligase. The transcript is spliced from 3 exons. Gene Ontology annotation, cellular component: mitochondrion; cytoplasm. Lineage: Eukaryota; Fungi; Ascomycota; Sordariomycetes; Amphisphaeriales; Sporocadaceae. Gene Ontology annotation, molecular function: ATP binding; arginine-tRNA ligase activity. The record is from RefSeq and is a predicted model, not a curated record. Gene Ontology annotation, biological process: mitochondrial translation; arginyl-tRNA aminoacylation. Bases 1 to 1923 code for a protein of 640 amino acids.